AGGACUCACAGACAUGAGCUGUUCACUCCUUCCCCAGUGGAUGCUCAUCCUGAUGACAGCAAGAACAAAUUCCAGCUAAAGACAGUGGAGACUCUGUUGGGCAGUCCAGCUAAGGUGGGAGAAGUGAUUGUGCUGGGGAUGAUCACUCAGCUCAAGGAGGGGAAGUUUUUCCUAGAAGACCCCACAGGAGUGGUGCAGCUAGACCUUAGUAAAGCACAGUUCCACAGUGGGUUGUACACUGAAUCCUCCUUUGUUCUGGCAGAAGGCUGGUAUGAAGAUGAAGUUUUCCAUGUGAACGCUUUUGGAUUUCCGCCCACUGAGCCUUCUGCUACCACGAGAGCCUUCUAUGGGAACAUCAACUUCUUUGGAGGCCCUUCCUCAACAUCAGUGAAGGCUUCUGCCAAGCUGAGGCAGCUGGAGGAGGAGAAUGAGGACGCCAUGUUUGUGUUUGUGUCCGAUGUGUGGCUGGACCAAGCAGAGGUGCUGGAAAAGCUUCACAUGAUGUUUGCAGGUUAUUCCUCUGCACCUCCCACCUGCUUUUUCUUCUGUGGAAAUUUUUCAUCUGCACCAUACGGCAGAAAUCAAAUCCAGUCCCUGAAAGGUUCCUUGAAGGCUCUGGCAGACAUUAUAUGUGAAUAUCCCAGCAUCCACCAAAGUAGCCGAUUUGUGUUUGUCCCUGGUCCUGAAGAUCCUGGGCCUGGUUCCAUUUUACCAAGGCCUCCCCUGGCUGAAAAUAUCACUCAGGAAUUCAGACAGCUGGUGCCAUUUUCAGUUUUCACCACAAAUCCCUGCAGGGUUCAGUACUGCACCCAGGAAAUCAUUAUUUUCCGGGAAGAUUUGGUCAACAAAAUGUGCAGGAACUGUGUUCGCUUCCCAAGCAGCACCAUGGACAUUCCCAACCAUCAAGCUUCAAGGACUCUGAAUUUCUGUGGCACUGAAAAAAGGCAGUGAACCCAUGGGAAGCCAGCUGUAUUUUUUUUUUUACAUGCCUUAGUUUUGUGAUGUAUUAUGGACUUUUUAUAAAAAAUGUCAAAGUCAAAACUGGUUUGUUUUGUACACAAAUAAACUUUUACAGGGAAAAGA
Molecule: messenger RNA, 1083 nt
Organism: Zonotrichia albicollis (white-throated sparrow)
Lineage: Eukaryota; Metazoa; Chordata; Aves; Passeriformes; Passerellidae
Source: RefSeq, a predicted model, not a curated record